Molecule: messenger RNA, 12271 nt
Organism: Sphaerodactylus townsendi
Lineage: Eukaryota; Metazoa; Chordata; Lepidosauria; Squamata; Sphaerodactylidae
Gene: PCDH19
Product: protocadherin 19
Exons: 5
Coding region: 1433-4732 (1099 amino acids)
Biological process (GO): homophilic cell-cell adhesion
Cellular component (GO): plasma membrane
Molecular function (GO): calcium ion binding
Source: RefSeq, a predicted model, not a curated record
UUGCAGCAGCGGCGGCGGCGGCAGGGUGGGGAGGAAGAGGAGGAAGAGGAGGGCGAGCGGGGGAGCAGCCGAGCCACCCUCCCGCCGCAAGGAAGGCCGUCCCGAGCCGGCGAGGGGCCAGCGGCCGAGGCGCUGCGGUCCGGCUGACUUCUGCAAAGGCGCCCGCAGCCCGCCUGAGGGAGCCGCGGCUUUGAGAACUUCCCGGAGCGCGGGCGAGGAGAGGAGCCGCCGGCCGGGCUGCCCUGCAGGGACUCCCUCGGAGCUCCGGAGCCGCUCCUCUUCCCCCCCUGCAGUUGGCAAGAAGAGGAUGCGCGGGCUGCACGGCAAACUUUCCUCGCCGCCCCUCGCUCUGCUUUGGCCGCCGGCAGCCGGGAUGCUGCUGCACGCCAGAUGAGCAUGGGGGGACAGCCCCGGAGCCGCGCCGGAGCCGGCCGAGGAGCGCCGCCGCCGCUCUGAGCGCCCCCUGGCCGGCGUGCCUUCUCCGCUCGCCCGCCUGCCUUCUCCUCCGCGAGUCCGGCAACUCCUGGUUCCUGCCCCGGGGACUGCGAUCCAGCGUGCCUCUCUCCCCGCCGCCGAUGCCUCUGCCGGGUCUGCAGCGGGGAUGACAGCGCUGCCUCCUCCUCCGGCAGUUUCCUAACCCGGCGCCUCUCCGGAGCUUCGGUUUUGGCCGGCCUGCCUUGCCCCCCCCCCCCCCCUCUCUCUCCCUGCCUGCUUCCCCUUCCGUGUGUGACUUGCGACUCAACAAGACUCUUCCCUGCUUCGGCUCCAGCCAAUACCCGUUGGCAACCCAGCCUUACUUUCCCCCAGAUUCUUGACCCCCCCCCCCCGGAAAUCCCCAUUUCUAAUCUCUUCUUUUGUCCCUCUGUUUUCCUUGCCUUGUCCAAGAGGACGUUUUUUCCCCCCGGAGUGUCCACUUUCCCCAUUAAGGUCUGUGCCAUUUUGGGGAGGGGGGAGGGAGGGGAUGAAGUGGGGGGGGGGAAUUUGCGCAUGCCAGGUGCAAGUAAUUGGAGGCCACUCCCCAAGACUGGGACUGUUCUUAAUUUUGCUCUGUUUGUCCGAUUUAUUUAUUUGUUUAAAUUGAUGGUUAUAGAUUUGCCUGGCUUGUAACUUAGAACUCCCCUUGACCUGCCUGAGAGAAAGACAAGUAUUUUGGGUUCUCUCUUGAAUUUUUAUUUGGAGGGGGGGGGGUUUCACCCUCUCUCUCUCUCUCUCUCUCUCUCUCAGUUGCAAUUGAAAGAUGCAUGCGGGAGAAGUAAGAGGCAAUUAGCUCCCCCCUCUCCUGUGUCUCCCCAUUGCUUCUCCCUUCCUCCCUGUCCCUGAAACCACCCCGAACUAGUAAACCCAUAUCCCUCCCACCCUUUGUCCAGUCACAAAAUCAACAGGCAAGGAGAGAAGGGGAGGAGGCAGCAGUGGGUGCACUGAGCCGCGAGCUAUGGAUAUUCUGUGCCCCCUGCUCCGUUUUCUGUUCGCUCUCUUGUGGACUGGGGCAGGUGCCCUGAUUAACCUCAAGUACUCGGUGGAGGAGGAGCAGAGAGCGGGCACGGUGGUCGCCAACAUAGCCAAAGAUGCGCGAGACGCGGGCUUUGUGCUGGAUCCUCGGCAGCCCACUGCUUUCCGGGUGGUCUCCAAUUCGGCCCCUCACUUGGUGGACAUCAACCCAGGCUCUGGGCUACUGGUGACCAAGCAGAAGAUUGACCGGGACUUACUUUGCAGGCAGAGCCCCAAGUGCGUGAUCUCGUUGGAGGUCAUGUCCAGUUCCAUGGAGAUCUGUGUGAUCAAGCUGGAAAUCAAAGACCUCAAUGACAACGCACCCAGCUUCCCCACGGAUCAGAUUGCGCUGGAGAUCUCGGAGACGGCCAGCCCGGGCACCAGGGUGCCGCUGGAGAGCGCCUAUGAUCCGGACUCGGGCAGUUUUGGGGUGCAAAGCUAUGAGAUCACCCCCAAUGACCUCUUUGGGCUGGAGACCAAGACGCGUGGAGACGGUUCACGCUUUGCAGAGCUGGUGGUGGAGAAAAGUCUGGAUCGGGAGACGCAGUCUCAUUACAGUUACAUGAUCACAGCUCUGGACGGCGGGGACCCGCCCAACUUUGGCACUGUGGAGUUGAACAUCCGGGUCAUUGACUCCAAUGACAACAACCCUCUCUUUGAAGACCCGUCCUACACUGUUAGCGUGCCUGAGAAUGCACCCCCUGGCACUCCGGUCAUCCGUCUCAAUGCCACCGACCCUGAUGAAGGCACUAAUGGGCAAGUACUGUAUUCUAUCCACAGUUAUGUGUCUGAGAAGGCUCGGGACCUCUUCCAGAUCAACCCUCAGACAGGCCUGAUCACGGUUACUGGUGCAAUUGACUAUGAGGAAGGACAUGUGUACGAACUGGAUGUGCAGGCCAAAGAUUUGGGUCCUAAUUCCAUACCUGCUCACUGCAAGGUAACAGUUACUGUGCAGGAUGCCAACGACAACCCCCCUGUCAUUAAUUUGCUCUCUGUCAACAGUGAGUUGGUGGAGGUCAGCGAAAAUGCACCCCCGGGCUAUGUGAUUGCCCUGGUAAGGGUCUCAGACCGGGACUCUGGUGCCAACAGCAGGGUGCAGUGCAAACUCUUGGGGAACGUCCCCUUCCGCCUUCAAGAGUACGAGAGCUUUUCCACCAUUUUGGUGGAUGGACGUUUGGACAGGGAGCAAAGGGACCAGUACAACCUCACCAUUCAGGCCAAGGACAAUGGUGUCCCCUCCUUGCAGGCCACCAAGUCCUUCACCGUCAAGAUCACAGAUGAGAAUGACAACCACCCUCACUUCUCCAAACCGUAUUACCAGGUCAUAGUGCAGGAGAACAACACCCCCGGGGCCUACCUCCUUUCUGUUUCGGCCAGGGACCCCGAUCUAGGCCUUAAUGGCAGUGUCUCUUAUCAGAUUGUGCCCUCCCAAGUAAGGGACAUGCCUGUCUUCACGUAUGUCUCCAUCAACCUCAACUCAGGAGACAUCUAUGCCUUGAGGUCCUUCAACCAUGAACAGACCAAGUCUUUUGAGUUCAAGGUCUUAGCCAAAGAUGGAGGCAACCCGUCCUUGCAAAGCAACGCCACCAUCAGAGUUAUUGUCCUGGACGUCAAUGAUAACACCCCUGUGAUCACUGCCCCUCCUCUCGUCAACGGGACUGCAGAAGUGUAUAUCCCCAGGAAUUCUGGGGUUGGUUACUUGGUGACAGUGGUCAAAGCAGAUGACUAUGAUGAAGGGGAGAACGGAAGGCUGUCCUAUGAGAUGGCGGAAGGUGACCGGGGUUUUUUCGAAAUAGACCAGGUCAACGGCGAGAUAAGAACCACCAGAGCAUUUGGGGAGAAUUCAAAGACUACCUAUGAGCUGAUUGUGGUGGCCCACGACCAUGGGAAAACUUCUCUUUCAGCUUCUGCCUUGAUUUUGAUAUACCUUUCCCCAGGUCUGGAUGCCCAGGAAUCCAUAGGAUCUGUUAACUUAUCCCUGAUUUUUAUUAUUGCCCUGGGUUCUAUUGCUGCCAUUCUGUUUGUCACCAUGAUCUUUGUAGCAGUAAAGUGUAAACGGGAUAACAAAGAGAUCAGGACCUACAACUGCAGAAUUGCAGAGUAUUCCUACGGGCACCAAAAGAAAUCCAACAAGAAGAAAAAAAUCUGCAAGAAUGACAUCCGCCUGGUGCCCCGUGAUGUCGAGGAGACUGAUAAAAUGAACGUUGUGAGUUGCUCCUCCCUCACGUCGUCUCUCAACUACUUUGACUACCACCAGCAGACCUUGCCCCUGGGCUGCCGCAGAUCCGAGAGCACCUUCCUUAACGUAGAGAACCAGAACAACAGGAACACGGGAUCCAACCAUGUCUAUCACCACACCUUCACGGGACAGAGCCCCCAGCAACCAGAUCUCAUCAUCAACGGGAUGCCGCUUCCAGAGACUGAAAACUACUCCUUUGAUUCCAACUAUGUGAACAGCAGAGCCCAUUUAAUAAAAAGCAGUUCAACAUUCAAGGACUUGGAGGGGAACAGCCUGAAGGACAGCGGGCAUGAAGAGAGCGACCAGACAGACAGUGAACAUGAUGUCCAGCGUGGCCUGUACAGUGACACAGCUGCAAACGAUGUUUUGAACACUAGCGUCACUUCCAUGGGGUCCCAAAUGCCUGAGCAAGAUCAAAGUGAAGGAUUUCAUUGCAGGGAAGAAUGCCGGAUCCUUGGCCAUUCUGACCGAUGCUGGAUGCCCCGGAACCCCGUCCCCAGCCGAGCAAAAUCCCCUGAGCACGGAAGGAAUGUCAUGUCCCUCUCUAUAGAAGCCAGCACUGUGGAUACAGAGCUUUACGAAGACUGUAGCACAAAGAGAACUUUUGCGACGUUUGGCAAAGACGGAAGUGAGCCCGUCCCUGAGGAACGGGGCCCAGUCAACUUGAAAGGCAAAAGAACAGUGGAUCCUCCCAUCUGCAGUCCAAAGGUCAACGGUGCAGUCCGAGAGGCAGGGAACGGUUGUGAAGCCAUUAGCCCUGUCACGUCACCCGUCCAUCUGAAGAGCCCCUUGUCUAGCAAACCAUCAGUGUCCUACAACAUAAUGCACUGCCCGGCAAAUCAUGACCUGGAGCCGUUUGUAAACAAUGGCCCUUCUCGGCCCAUGGAGGCAGAGCCAAGGGGUGCAGACAGUGAAAAUAUAAUGCAUGAAAUUAAUCCUCUUCUGCAAGAAUGUAGAGAGAAAGACUCGCCUGGAGUGAAGAGGCUAAAAGACAUAGUACUUUAAGCGAUGCCGUAGAGGAAGGGAAGUGACACAACGGGACGUGUGUAUUGUUUUUAACAGCUUACUGAUGGUUCACAAAUUUGCUGUAUUUAAAAGCUUUCCCUAAAUGUAUUGUUUAUCAAUGAAGCUAUUGUUAAUGUGACAAUCCCACUUGGUUCAACAGGCGGCAGGGGUGUUUGUCAAAGCAAACCAGGGCAGUUUCCCAUUUUCCGUGGCACGAGGGUGGCAGCAGCGUGGCAGCAGUCCCGUGGAUGGAAAGUAUUAGCUAUGAAGUAUUUUGAAUUUAUAUUUUUGUAUCUUAGAAAAAGAAAAACCUCUAAUGUGAAAUUCCAUUCUUGAUGAAGAAUUGGAUCUUUUAAAAAAACACACACUACUUGUAUCUGGUAAUCUAGAAUAUUUACCUUGACAUGCCUCUAAUUUCGACAGUGGAACAGCCAUUUCUCGUGGCCUGACUAUGCACUUGGAAUUCGUUUGCCUUGAUCCGGCAGUUUUUGUGCACACGUGGAAGCUCUUAUGUGCCAAGUGCGGCUCCGGUGCUCUCAGUGCUCAAAAUCCCAAAGGAGCUACAGAUUGUACCCAAUGGAGCUAAAGGCUGUAGCCAGGGAGGUUUUUUUCCUUGCCCGGCACCCCAAGCCCACUGUUUCGUUUAGGGUCUUCCCCUUUUGCUAUGACCACCCCUGCCUUUGAAACCCUUUCGCCGCCACUUGCUUAUCUGUACUAUUAUCGUAUUUGAUAUUGCAAAUUCCUGUAUGUCUAGUGAUGGAAAAGGCUUUCGAGUGUAUUCAUUCCUUUCUUUGCUUUUUCUACGAACAGACAGAAUCCAAAAACCUAGGGAAACUGCAAAACAUAGAUCCAGGUUUGCCACCGUUCCUUGUCACCUGGCCAAACGAUUCUUCCGCAUUAUCCUCUCCCCCAGAAUACCAUCCCCUUUUUCUUCCCGAUAUCUUCCUAGUAUCUCAUUUGCAGUUGUUAGAUGUUAUUUUUUUUUCUUCCUUUCUUUUUGGUGUUUUCAAGGAAUGAUGGUGUCAUAGUUUCUCCAGAACUACUGGUUGGUUUUCAAACGGAUCUUCCCUGCUUCUAGGAGAGACCAGAAGAAAAGAAUGAUUUUGAGGUCCGGUUUAUAAACGAUAUCAUCUGUGGGUCUUGGUGUAAGCAUUCCAUUUGGGCCCUGGUCUGUUUAAACAUAUUGACUGUGCCCAUCGGCCUGUUCGCGUGUAGCAGUAUCUAUCAGUCACAUUUUUAUCCUGCCUUCUUUCAAGGCAUUUUAGGCAUGAUUUCACACCUUCAUAACUGCCCUGUGAGAUAGGUUAGGGUUAGGCUGAGAGAGAGAAUGGCUGCUCUAGUGUCAUCCAACGAGCUUCAUUACAUGCACAUGUAGUAUGACAUAGUACAAAUGGAAUGCUUUAGCCAUGGCCCUCAUCAGAUAUCAAUCAGAUUUCCAUGUUGCAAAUUAGUGUUCCCCUCUGAUAUGUCGUUUCAGAACUGUCUGAUUCCUAAUUACAAUCAGGUAAGCACCGUUUGGCUACUGUUUUCAGGACUGUACUCUUUUGGGAGUGGUUGUAUACGCAUAGACCCGUUCCACGCAAACCUUUUAAGACAUUUUGAGGCAGGAAAUAAAAUGUUUCCUCCAUGGAGUUCCACAUUGCUUUUACCCCAAAAACGUUUUGUUUGCAGCCUCAAAAUGAAUGUCCCUUUAAAGCGAUUCUUUUGUUGAAAUUAUUUCAGAAUGUCUCCAAUUUCCUGUGCGAUCUGUUCAAGAUGUUUCUCAUGCCUCUGUGCUGUCCCUAAACUUCCUCCUCUGUGCCAUUUUCUGAGGUCACUCUGUUCCCCUUCGCCUGUUCGCCUGUUCAUUUGUUCCAUUUCUGUUUUUUAAAAUGUUGGGAGGGCUAAUCUUCAGUGCAUUGAGUUUGUGAGGUGCAAGGAAUCACUGCACGAGGCCAUGAAGCAUUAAAGUACUGAUUCAAAAUCUAGCUUAAAAGGGGUGGGGGAUCACGUAAUGGCAGCUGUGGAUCGUUUUGAGGGGGUGAAUGUGGACAUACAUUGUGGUAAAGGGUGGGAUUGAAAACAUUUUAGAAAUGUUUUAGGUGAUUUGUCCGGAAAGGGCCUAUAGUGAACAAAUUAUCUGUGUUGUUCACUGUGAACAUAAGUUGCCUCUACAUGUAGGAGGUGGUGUGAAAAAUAGCAGUUCCUGUUCAUCACUAACUUUUCCAGUUUCCCCGAAAUGUAUGCUGGAUGAAGACUUCUUUCCCUUGAAUUAAAACUGGAAACUUUCUUCACUCUUACACCUCCUGGAGUGUUAUUUUAGUUUGUGUAAGAGAAAUGACACACCCCAUUUCAAUCAGUAAUAAGAAUCACUCGUCUGGAUAUGCCUGUCGAGUAGAAGGAGGCAAACCCAGAACGGGUGCUCUUGCAGAGACACAGUGGGCAGCCACUUAAGAGAGAAGGAAAUUCUGUUUCAUCUUUACAUUAGCAGUAACUGAAUGGCCCAAUUACAUCCUCUGUAGAGACCCAGGAGAAUAGUGGGCACUGAUUGAAAGGAAGUUGGAGGGAAGCCAGAGCAAUGAAUAAUACAGAGGUGCAGAAGUCAGCCUCAUCUGCCAGUGGUUGCUUUGAGCUUAAGGGAGGCACAAACUUCAUUUAUAGUCCACUAGCAGGUCUCUCAGGUGCCCUGAAAUUUUCCUUCCCCCCCCCCCCCCGAAAACCUAUUUGCUUUGGGGGAGGGGAAGAGAAGGUGACGGCAGGAAAAUUGGGGUCCAGAAAUGUGCAUUUGUACUUUCUCAGUGAGCAGGAUAGAAUGGAGAGUACCAGCAUUACUUCUGUUUUCUUCAUGUAUCAUGAAAAAAAAAAUCAAGUAAGCAACAGAAAAUAUAUGUUGAAGAACAGGCAGUUUAAGUCUAGCAGUGCCGCAGAUGAAGUUUGUAUGCCUCCUGUUUGGAGAAAAGAAACCAGCAAAUUGCUUCCCGCCCCCUUCCUUAUCUAGUGGUUAUUUUGUGUGGGUACAGUUUUGUGAAAUUAUGAAGCUCCCCCACUUCCCAAAGAUAAGACUGUUUAGACUUCUGUGCAAGAGAUAUUUUAUAGCAGUGUGGGACACCUCAUACCAAAUGGAAUAGAAUCUUGUUUUGUUCCCUACUGGAUAAUUUCUCAGGGAGGGCUUGAAACACUGGUUCCGUUACUGUCAUUAACUUUACAUUUGAUAGAAUUUUGUUCCCCAUAACAUACUCUUUCGAGUCCAGAGAUCACUGGAAAAGGAAAUAUAUUGCUAUUUCAACACUUGCUCUGCCAAUCAGCAGAAAAUAAUGGUUUCCAGAGAAACAAUCUUCCUGACUCUAACCUAUCUUGAUAAACUUUUUUAAAGUCACUUUUGAUUUAUUUAAAUUAAAAAAUGGCUACAGGAAAAACAGCCUCCAAUCUUUAUCGCCCUGGAAAUCAAAUAAGCUGGAGUAAUUUCUUUUCUUUUGAAAAAGGUGGAGAAAAUGGAUAGGACUCGACGGUCUGCUUUGGCUGUUUGGAGCUCUAAUUUUAUAUAUCUCCGGGGUGUUUUAUUUGUCCUGUCAUUUGAAAUUUUGUUUUUUUACAAAAGAAGUGACAUUUGUAAUAAAAUCACACCCCCUUUAAUUGCUGCAAGAUUAUAAACUCUUGGAAACAUGGUCCCUUGAGUGAUUUGAUUCAGUGAUUCUGCUGGCUGGCAUAUGGAGACCCUUGGGGCCAAAGCAUCAAUCCUCUAAGCUUCAUACAAACUCUAAUAUACCUCAUCUUCCACAUAAUUCCAUCUCACUCAUAGGCCCGUUUUGCACAGGCAACACAAAUGGUUUAAAUGAACCCAUGUCACUUCUGUCGCCAUUGGCAUGGCGGGUGCAGGGGCCAUCCGGGAUCCCUGGGAUCCCGGCGUUAGGAUGCAGCAUGGUUCGCACAGGAAACGCAGUGUUUCCCUGCAAACUAUGCAUCCGAGAAUCUUCCCUACCGACCCAAGAAUUCUCCCACACACUUACCAGCACAAAAUGGCGGCUGCCUAGAGAAUUCACCCUAAUGGUGGCUGCCUGGAAAAUCCACCAUAAUGGUGGACGGAAGAGUGGCGGAAUAGAAUGCUUCUUGCUUUGCCAUAGUUUGCACAGGCAAGCAAGAAGCGUCUGAAACCCGGGUCAAAGGGAAAAAGUCACUAAUUUAGCAACUUUCAUUUUAACCCGGGUUCAGCCAAAUAUAACAGGUUAGAUGCAUUGGGAGCGGGUGAGUUCUGUGGGAACUUCUCCCCCAUGAUGCUUUUUCACACCUCAAACAAGUUAUAUUUGCCCUGAACGGAAUCACCCAUAUCAUUCCACAAAUUGUGAAAGAACUAAUCUUGUUUUUAUUUCUAAAAUGACAUAAAUGGUCCCUAUUGUGCUAAUAGGUUUGUAGUGCAGACUGGGCACCCCAUGUGUCUUCAAGCCCCUGUUAAGCAUACUCAUCUUAUUCCCCUUUCCCUCAGCUUGGACCCUGCAUAGUUUCUGCAUAUGCACCUGGUCUGAGGGCUGGCAUAGUCCACUUGACAUGCUGGAGAAAGGAUGGAGGCAAUAAAUACCUAGCAGAGGGACAGCUUGAUGUCAAACUUCAACAACAUGUCACGUUUGAGUGUGACCUUGCUGUUGUAUAGAAAGUGGUGGCAUUUGCUGUUUCAGAUCAGCUGAUUCCCAAGAUCCUCUAUUCUGUGCCUUGUGAUGGUAACUUGAAUUACCUGCUAUUCCCAUUUUGAAUCCUCAGAACAUGGCCCUCAUGUGAACCCCAUGGUACAUGAUAAGCUACUGAUCUAGAUUCUUCUCUCUAUUACUCAUCUUGCCCUUGUUCAACCAAUGCUGGGGAAUGGCUGCAGCUCAAAAGCUGUAGUUAUAUCUCUGCACACUCUAUUGGCCCACUAGUGUGAGAAGACCACAUAUAGACUGACAACUGCCUGUCUAAUACCUUUCAUUGCCCUUGCAUCUUUUCCAACUGUUUCCUGUUGACCGUAGAUGUGGUUUGCACAUUUUUCUAAUGCUGUGUACAUUCUGUGUAAAACAAGGAAGUCAUGACAAGUAAACACUCCAGGCUGAGUAUAUGGGUGCCAACGAGUGCUGCCAUACUUGCUUGCACACCAUGACCAUUUUUUCUACUCACAAUGUUACUAAUAAGUGUGGAAGCUGAGGUGGUUCAUAUGUGAUAAUCCUGCCAUGCUUCCAUUUCUUGUGAACUUCUUCCAAUUUUGUGUAUUGGCAUACCAAGUGAGGAAUAUAACAUUUGUAAGUGACCGUUCCUCAUUUCUUUUAAGAAUUUUCAUGUCAGUACCAGGAACUUGUGGUGCUGACCCCAGAGACUUGCCUUAACAUUGGGUGGGGGAUGGUGGCGAAAUAAAUAACAGAAGUCAGAACCCCUGUGUGGAGGACAACCACAUGAAAUCAGGUUUUUUGAUAGCCUUUACAUGGGGCUGUCUUGUAUGGAGCAAGUAUGGAAAUCUUACCAGUUGAGUAUCAAAACCUGUUCAUUUAGCAGGUAGACAACAUGGAUUGAUGCUCUGUGAGUAUGGUGGAUCCUUCAGCCAGUCCUAUUGGAACUUGUAGCAUAAGUUGUAAGUUUAUGGUUGGAUCCGAACUAACUUUUAUGCUCACUCCAGUGGAACAGAACAUUCCAGUCUCUGCUCAUUUCACUGCCUCCCACUGAUCUGCCCUGGACCAGCUGAGGGGAGACCUAACCAUCCACUAUGUAGCAGUGUGUGCCAGCUCAAGAUAGUUGCUAUGAUUUCUGAUGGUGCUUGUCAUUUUGUGGAGAGAAGGGAUUGGUUUUGGCCUUCCCCCAAGCAAAAGGACAGGCAUUUCAACAGCACGAAUGUUCAUGGUUCAAUCCAGCACGUCCAUGUGCAUAAAUUCUCAUGGCCCAAGUGAACCAUUUUCUUACACAUCGCGAAGACUCAAAUGCGCAAGCAGCUUUCCCCCCUCUUUCCCUCAACAUCAUCCCCCCACCCAGUUCAUUCAAAUUGUAGAGAUACAUUUGUGGCCAGAUUUUUCUGAAAUGAGUGGAACAGCUCCAUAGGUUCUCGGAAGGGCAUGCUGUGAAUGGAGGUGUCAGCAGGUAGGUAUGAACCAUCUAGUGCUGCCCCUAUUGGAGACAGGAUUAUGAGUAUGUUUUAAAACUCCAUUUCUUUGUAGUUUUAGUUAAGAGGAAAGUCAUUUGAAGGCGCUGGCUUGGCUCCCCUACCCAUCCUACAUAGUAUUUCUUUCUGUCAAACCUGUUGAAUCAGCUUUCCGUUUUCCGCCAGUUAUAAUAAGGAUUUGAUUUCCAGUCAUGCUUUUUAUACACAGCUGUAAUUUAAUCAAUGCCUAUUCUUUGGAUAUCUUGCUCCAAAGGUAUAUACCAUAACGUGAAUGAAUUUAUGGCUUCCUUUCUUCAGGAGAAAAAACCCCCAUCUUCUUACUCUGUUUACUAGACUAGCGUGGGCCAGUUGUUCUGUGAAUUAGAUCACAUAUUUUCUUCCUCUUCUGAAAAACCAGGGUUUGGGUUGGGAAGGCUGGGCAAAACACGACCUGUGGCUAAAAUAAACAUGAGCAUUUAAUGUAUCGUUAAGGGGAGGCUGUUUCUCUGGCUAAAUGGUGAAGCUGGAGAUGGCCCGUGAACCCCGCACUUUGGGUAGAAGUAAACUACUUUUAGUUUGCUUCCCCCCCACCCCCAAUAGGAAUCAAGUUGUAAAGAACACAUUAUUCAGUUAGUAUGUUGAAAUUUACUCUUGGAGAGGAGGGGGAAAUGAGAACCCCGUUACAGAUGAAAAUACAUUUGUCAAGCAAUGGGGACAGUUGAUUAUCAUGUUGGUACAGCUGCAUUUGCAGCUUUUGAUAAUGAUUGACCCAGUGUAUGAUAACUUUAGUGGAGGAACUCGGCAAACUUUACCGUGGCGUUGGUGAAAAUGGAUUUGCUACUGGCAUCAGCUGACGUUCAGCUGAUUCAAGCUGGGAUCGUGUAAUCUUUAUGACAAAGAGCUGACCUGGCGCAAGCUUGUGUUUUUCGGCAACGGAUGCCACCUGGCUUAAAUCAAAUGCUAAGGUGUAAAGUUGCAGAGGUGUUUGGAGUCCUGCAUCUCCAGCAAGGAGGACAGAAGAGAUGCGUCAUGCUGACAUGGACACUGUUUUGCCUGCAAAAUUGAGGAAUGGAUUCAUCGGCACUUGACUACAAUUCCUCACGGCGUCUCUGUUGCGGAUAGUCCGAAGAACAAAAUUCGUGUAUAUGCUGAUAUGUAUGUUAUGUACAUUUUCACAGUGAUUGAAUCAUUGUAAACAGGGAAAAAUGGGGGAAAAAAGAAUCACCAUGCUGUCUAUUUUAUGAAGAUGAUAAAGCAGCUUUAUUAAAUUAUUACAACUCUUGUUUCAAAAGAACGGUGUACCCGCCACGUUGUUUUUUCUUUUUCUUUUCAAAAAAGAGGAAACUGAUGCAAACUUUGUUUUCCCCACUUUGAUGUGAUUUUAUUUCUCUGCUUCAAAAAAAUCUAAUGCAUUUUAGUAUUAAAGGCAAUUAUUGAAUAAAAAUGGAAAAAUUAAGUGUUUGGUUAAA